This is a messenger RNA of Cavenderia fasciculata, 1875 nucleotides long. RefSeq lists its product as uncharacterized. Lineage: Eukaryota; Evosea; Eumycetozoa; Acytosteliales; Cavenderiaceae. The transcript has 3 exons. The coding region runs from base 1 to 1875 and encodes 624 amino acids. The record is from RefSeq and is a predicted model, not a curated record. Gene Ontology annotation, molecular function: acyltransferase activity, transferring groups other than amino-acyl groups.
AUGGUGAGAUUAAAUCAAAUCAUAACUAUUGUAACAAUAUUUGUUUUAGUAUUAGCAAUUGUUGUUGAUGCAAGAGUAUCUAGACCAGACCUACAUAAACUUGUUGAUUUCACCAAACAAUCGAUUGCAUCUGGAGCUUCACUUGUCAAUGUUUAUUCAACAUUUGAACAACAACAGAUUGGUGGUUCAUCAUCUGAAUCAAUAUCACCACAAUGUGAAACAGAUUUAUAUGCUUUAUCAAAAUUAAAGUAUCCAAGCUCAUUUGAAAGUAUUUUACUAAGCAAUGUUUCACAAUAUUGUGCAGUGACCACUGAUAAUGGAUUUGUUACUGCAUUGGCUGCAUUAUGUCUUCCCUCUUCAUGCUCAGAGACUGACAUUAAUAUGGCAUUACAAACAUUGAUCAAUAUGACUGGUAUGGCCCCUUACUUGGAAGAGGCUGGUCUUGGAGGUGGUUUUGACAUUCAUUGUUAUUCUGGUGAUAAUCUUACUGACAAGUUACCAAUGACUGCUGGUCCAAUUGUAAUGAUUAUCUUGUGUUCUAUUAUCGCCGCCUUUGUGUGUGCUGGUACUAUUGCUGAAUACUAUCUCUAUACACAUAAGGCAAUAGCCAAAAAGAAUCAAGACACUGAAUCAUACCGUAUCAGUAGCAACAAAAACGAUGAUUGGGAAAAGAAUCAAAUCAACCACAACAGCAGCUACCAAGGAGAUAUGAAAGAGGCCUCCACACCACUCCAAAUACUAUUGGCAUUCUCGUUGAUCCAAAACUACCAUAGUUUUACAACCUCAUCCUCUGACAAGAAACAUUUUGAUGUGUUGGAUGGCAUCCGUUUCUUUGGUACCUGUUGGGUUGUCAUUGGUCACAACAUUUUAUUCAACAUUAAUUUUGGAUAUGAUAAUUUACAAACUGUCUUGGUUAAUAUCGUCCCAACUGUACCAUUCCAAUUGAUAAGUGCUGCAGAAUUUGCAGUUGAUACCUUUUUCAUGUUGUCUGGAUUUUUGGUUUGUAACAGUUUGUUGCAACAACUUGAAAAAGCAACUUAUAUUGAUGGACCAAAAUACAAGUUUUGGUUAAAAUACAUUGUACAUCGAUAUAUCCGUCUCUCGCCACUCUACUUUUUCAUGUUGUUUUUCUUUUGGAAACUUAGUCCUCAAAUUGGUUCUGGUCCAUGGUGGUUUGGUUAUUAUAGUGUAGCUUCUAGUUGUGAAAAUUCCUGGUGGUCUAACCUCUUGUACAUCAACACUUUGUACCCACAAACCAGCUGUAUGGGAUGGAGUUGGUACCUUGGGGAUGACAUGAUCUACUAUAUCUUUGUCGCUCCUAUAGCCGCAGUCCUUUACAAAAAGAACAAAAAGUUUGGAGUUGCUUUUGUGUUUGUACUUUUUGCCAUUACCUUUACAACCAAUUUUUGGAUCACUUUAAAGUAUAAACUCAAUACCUUUUUCGAGUUUACCCAACUACAAGGAAAGGUAACUAAUUUUACAACUGAUAUUUAUCAAAAGCCCUGGACAAGAGUUGGUGCCUAUGCAGUUGGUUUGGCCAUGGCAAUGAUUGUUGACACACCAGUCAUUAUGCGAGUCAUCAAAAACAAGGCACCUGUUCGUUACCUCUCCUAUAUCAUUGCACUUGGUAUCACCACUUUCUUUACAUUCAUCUCUUACAAUUCAUAUAUUGGUGAUGGAUGGUCAACUCUUCAUAAUGCCUUUUUCAAUGCAUCUGGACAUACUGGAUUUGUUAUUGGUGCUGGUCUAUUUAUCAUCACUGCCUUUGCAGGUCGUGGUGGGAUUGUUGCAUGGUUUUGUAGAUGUUGCCGCCACCUCGAUAUUCAACCUUGUAAUUUCUUUGGCAUGUGCCUUUAUUCUUCAUCUUACAAUUGA